CCCCCAGCUCGUGCGUGUCCAGGGACCCACGUUUUCUCGUGCUAGAGCCUAGCGUUCUGGCGUCCAGGCCCUUUGCACCAUUGCAAGUUGCUGAGUGUCUGCAUAGUUUGCAAGCUGGUGAGGCCUGUGUCACUCACUGCAAGAGGUGCUAGAAAUACCAGGGUCCAGUGUUUGGGAAGCUCAGGAACUUGGCAGAAUGGCUGAGACCUGCAAAAUGAAAUACACAGUGUUGGACAGCCCUUUGGGGAAGAUGGAGCUGUCUGGCUGUGAGCAGGGCCUGCAUGGGAUACGAUUCCUCCGCGGAAAGACCCCAAGCACUGACCCCACAGAGGCCCCAGCUAGUCCUGAGUUGCUCAGUGGGCCAGAGGGACAGCCAGAACCCCUGGUGCAGUGCACAGCCUGGCUGGAAGCCUAUUUCCAUGAACCUGCAGCCACAGAGGGGCUCCCCUUGCCCGCUCUCCAUCACCCUGUGUUCCAGCAAGAUUCAUUCACGAGACAGGUGUUAUGGAAGCUGCUGAAGGUUGUGAAAUUCGGAGAAAUGGUUUCUUACCAGCAAUUAGCAGCCCUGGCAGGCAACCCCAAAGCGGCUCGCGCAGUAGGAGGAGCAAUGAGGAGCAAUCCGGUCCCCAUCCUCAUCCCCUGCCACCGGGUGAUCUGCAGCGACGGCACCCUUGGCAAUUACUCUGGAGGAGGGCAGGCUGUGAAGGAGUGGCUUCUGGCCCACGAGGGCAUCCCAACUCGGCAGCCAACCUGCAAGGCCUUGGGUCUGACUGGGACCUGGCUCAGGCCGUCCCGUGGCUCCACCAGCUCCAAGCCAUCUGGCCGGAGAUGAGUGGCUGUUGGAGCGCCGCAUGGAUGUAAGGCGUGUCGAAGCGGAUGUGCGGUGGCGGUCCCACUAUAUUAAAAGAGCUAGAUGUGUCCUGGCA
Molecule: messenger RNA, 926 nt
Organism: Arvicola amphibius (Eurasian water vole)
Lineage: Eukaryota; Metazoa; Chordata; Mammalia; Rodentia; Cricetidae
Gene: Mgmt
Product: O-6-methylguanine-DNA methyltransferase
Exons: 6
Coding region: 197-832 (211 amino acids)
Biological process (GO): DNA repair
Cellular component (GO): nucleus
Molecular function (GO): methylated-DNA-[protein]-cysteine S-methyltransferase activity
Source: RefSeq, a predicted model, not a curated record